Molecule: messenger RNA, 1794 nt
Organism: Colossoma macropomum (tambaqui)
Lineage: Eukaryota; Metazoa; Chordata; Actinopteri; Characiformes; Serrasalmidae
Exons: 9
Coding region: 87-1250 (387 amino acids)
Biological process (GO): plasma membrane tubulation; cytoskeleton organization; regulation of endocytosis
Cellular component (GO): endosome; cytoplasm; plasma membrane
Molecular function (GO): phospholipid binding; protein binding
Source: RefSeq, a predicted model, not a curated record
UUCCAGCACACACUCUCUCUCACACAGAGACUGUGGUGGUGCUGGAGUGUGUUUAGGUGGGUUUGGAUCUGCGCUCCCGCUGCAGCAUGACGGACCCUCAGAAGGAGCCGCAGGAGGACCCCAACCAGAGCUUCUGGAUGCCCAGUAACUAUGUGGAGACGGUGCAGCGGACUCAAAAUGCCUUCCAGGUGUGUGAGGACAUUGUGGCGUGCUUCAAGGACCGAGCGCGAGUGGAGAAACGUUACGCUCAGCAGCUGAAAGAGUGGAGCAGCAAGUGGAAAACUAUAGCAGACUCCAGGCCACUCUAUGGCUCCCUCAUGCGGGCGUUUCAGAGUUUUUUCUCCUCCGCUGAGCGUCUGUCUGUUCUUCAUUCGUCCAUCUCUCACUCCCUCGUUUCGGAGGAUGAAGAGCGUAUCCACACGUGGCAGAAGGAGGCAUUCCAGCGGAAAAUGUUCUUUGGGUUCCGGGAGACAUAUGACCUUGAGACGGCGUUUGCACGAGCUCAGAAACCCUGGGUGAAGAAACUGAAGAAGCUGGAAAGCGCUCAGCAGGCGUAUCAUAAAUGCUGUGAGAAGGAGCAGAGUGCUCUAGAUAAAGAACGGCAGGCCAAAAACAACCCCAACCUCAAGGAACACAUGCUCGCCAAGAUCCAGCAGGCCCGUGAGAAAGCCACACAGGACCGAGACAAAGCUCGUGAACGUUAUGAGAAGGUUCUGGAGGACGUGACGGGCUACGCCCCGCGCUACAUGGAGGAGAUGGAGGCGGUGUUUGACCAAUCACAGGAGCAGGAGAGGAAACGCAUCAGCUUCCUCAAACAGACCUUCCUGUCCAUCCACAGACACCUCGAUGUCACCAACAACGACAGUGUGAAGGCUGUUUACAGUGACCUCCACCACACUCUGAUGUCCAUCUGUGAGCAGGAGGACUUGCGCUGGUGGAGGAACAACCGUGGUCCAGGCAUGCCCACCGACUGGCCCUCACUGCAGGAGUGGGUUCCUCCUGUUAAGAAGAAGAAACAUGGGAAGAAGCCAAAGCCACUGACAGGAGACGAGAAAACGGUUAUGAUUGGAGGAGUGCGAGUGAAAGCUCUGUAUGACUAUGUUGGGGAGGAGUCUGAUGAGCUGUCAUUCAAAGCAGGGGAGGAGUUUCUGAAGGUGGACGAAGAGGAUGAGCAGGGCUGGUGUCGCGGGGUGAAAGAGGGUGGAGCUGAAGGCUUCUAUCCAGCCAAUUACGCACAGGUUGUGCAGUGAUGUCAUCACGACCCUCGGGAUGCUCGUUCAAAUCGAGGUUGUCAUGGAUACGGACCGUCAAAUCAGAUGAAGUUUGAGAAUGUCCUCAUUAGGGCCCCAGACGUCACACAGCCUCCUGCACCGUCCGUCCUGUUUUAACAUUUCACUGUUUUACCCGCUCUAACUGACCACACUCAGCCAAUCAGCUCAUUAACACCUUCGUUAAUCAGUCAGAGCAGACAGUGGAGCUGGGGUUCAGAACCACUACUCUGCUUUCAUUACUUCGGUUAUACACACACACGUUAUAUAAUUUAUUAUAAGAGACUAUAAAUCAGUGUUAUAUUAUCUCUGUGUUAGUUUUCCUGUGGACACCAGGGGGCGAGAUGAGCAACAAGCCUCUUUCGGUGCUUAACGACUGUUUUAAACUCUUUUAAACCUUUCAGGCAUUGGAAAGUUGGGUUGUUGUUAUUAAUAAUAAUUAUUGUUAUAUAGAUAUGGUGCUUAAUCCAUUGUACUACAAAAAUUGUACAAGAAAAAAAAAACGAUUAAAAUUCUGAUACACAUA